AUGUCUGACGAUGAACUACCCGUGUAUAUAAUUCCUAAAUUCUCGUCGUCGUCAUCGUCUUCUAGCGACUUCCAGUUUUUGGCGUCUGUUGCUCUUGCAGCCUUAGAAGAAGACACUGCAUCUUCUUUUGCACACUCACGAAGAUAUAUUUGGAGAGACCGACACUCGGCUCAUGAAAGAUUGAUGAACAUGUACUUUGUGGAUGAGCCAAUGUUUGAGGACGAUGUCUUUCGUACGAGAUAUCGUAUGUCGAGGAGGUUGUUUUUGAAAAUCGUGGAAGAUAUCACUGUAGCAUUUCCAUGGUUUCGGUCUUCGGCGAAUGCGGCGGGUAUUAGAGGGUUCUCGGCGAUUCAAAAGUGCAAGUGCACGCUACGGCAACUAGCGUACGACAACCUCGCCGACAACUAUAGUGAGGGGUUGUCGUUCUCUACUAGAACAGCUCAUGAGUGUCUAGACAACUUUUGCAUCGCCAUAAAGUAUCUUUAUGGUGAAGAGUAUUUGCAUUCUCCGACUAGCCACGAUGUUGAGCAUUUAUAUGAGGCGCAUGAAGCCUGA
Erigeron canadensis is the source of this 555-nucleotide messenger RNA. RefSeq lists its product as uncharacterized. The record is from RefSeq and is a predicted model, not a curated record. The transcript has a single exon. The coding region runs from base 1 to 555 and encodes 184 amino acids. NCBI's taxonomy places the organism in Eukaryota, Viridiplantae, Streptophyta, Magnoliopsida, Asterales, Asteraceae.